AUGCCCUUCAAUCUUCCAGCCGGCGCCGCGGAAAUCAUCACCCGCAAAAAGGCGCUAUACUGCCGUCUCGCCGACGCAAACGAAUGGGGCCUGGCUGACAAGGUCAUGCUGCCCGACUUCACCUUCACAGCUGUGGAUGAGAACGACAAGAUCGUCAACCUCAAUGACACUGACUACCAUUGGGACUCGCGAGCAGACUGGGUGGCAUUCUUCAGCAGGAUAUUUGCCCCAAUCCAAACAAUGCAUACUGUUGGCUAUCCAGAACUAGAAUUGGUUGCCCCAGACGAGAUCAAGGCAAUAUUCGGUGUUACGUAUCUGGUCGGUACCAAGGAGGCCGACAAAGGGGUACAUGGCACUGGCGGAGGACACUAUUACGAGACGUGGAAGCUCAAGGAUGGCGAUUGGUUCAUCCAGAAGACCAAAUUUGUGAGGAUCUAUUGGAAAGAAGUGACCUUGUAG
This is a messenger RNA of Trichoderma breve, 459 nucleotides long. Its product is annotated as snoaL-like domain-containing protein. NCBI's taxonomy places the organism in Eukaryota, Fungi, Ascomycota, Sordariomycetes, Hypocreales, Hypocreaceae. The record is from RefSeq and is a predicted model, not a curated record. The transcript has a single exon. The coding region runs from base 1 to 459 and encodes 152 amino acids.